Trichophyton verrucosum HKI 0517 is the source of this 858-nucleotide messenger RNA. RefSeq lists its product as uncharacterized. The transcript is spliced from 2 exons. Lineage: Eukaryota; Fungi; Ascomycota; Eurotiomycetes; Onygenales; Arthrodermataceae. Bases 1 to 858 code for a protein of 285 amino acids. The record is from RefSeq and is a predicted model, not a curated record. Gene Ontology annotation, molecular function: FMN binding.
AUGGAGUCGGCACCAUGGCGCCCCUUGUUCGAAGAGCAUGUUCAAGCCGCAGGCAGCCCACUGCUAUCGCUGGCAACUGUAUUCAAGGGCAUAAACGGCAAUCCGUUCCCUCGGGUAAGAACCUGUGUUCUCCGGGGCUUCUUUGCUGGCCUGCAGCUACAUCCCAAUGCAAAGCGUGACCUGAAGUUGGCUUCAGGGCGUCCAGUUAAUGAAGAAAGUGACGACGAAGAUGCCUCGUAUCUGAAUCCGAGAAAGUAUGAGAGUGACCUAUUGAGUAUUACCACCGAUGCUCGAUCUGAGAAGGUCAAGCAUAUCCUAUCUGGUAACGAGGUUGGCGGACCGGUGGAAUGUCUCUUCUGGUCAUCCAAGGCCUUUGCACAGUGGAGAAUUAAGGGGAAGGCAUACGUUGUGGGUGGAAGUUGCUCUGAUACGAUGGAGCUGAAGGCCAGACAAGAGGUUGAACAAUAUUUGCGGCUAAAAGAAGAUACGGACAAGCCGUGGAGCUGGGAAAAGGAGAUGACCACUCAGUUUGCCAACCUGUCUCCUGGCAUGAGAGGCAAGGCUGUGUAUAUAUUGGCCUUGGCUAACAGUGUGAUAGAUACAUUCAGACAAGCUCUUCCCGGCUUACCAAAGUCAGGGCCGGCACCAGAGCUACAGAAUAGCGGAGAAGGGCUCGUCGAUCUGACUGACCCCGUAGCUAGGAAGAACUUCAGGGUUGUUGUUAUCAAGCCAGAAGAGGUUGAAUAUAUCCACGAUGAGGGCCCCGGGAACAUAAGGAAUGAGAGGUUCAAAUGGAAGUUGGUACCGUCAGAUAGCCAAUACACAUGGCGUUGGGAGGAAGAGCAGCUCUGGCCUUGA